Molecule: messenger RNA, 3189 nt
Organism: Cajanus cajan (pigeon pea)
Lineage: Eukaryota; Viridiplantae; Streptophyta; Magnoliopsida; Fabales; Fabaceae
Source: RefSeq, a predicted model, not a curated record
AUGGACUAUCAAUUGUGUUACAGCGUGGAGGCUACAGGGCAUUCCAGUGGUAUUUGGGUUUUGAUGGCGGGAUCGUGCUCUGCUAAUAUCUCUAAGUUUGCCUCUCACCCUCAGGCUAUCUCGUUUAAGGUGGUUGAAGGUAGGAAGAGCUGGGUGUGUACGGCCGUAUAUGCUAAUCCUCGGGUGGACCUCAGACAACAGGUUUGGGUUCAUCUUCGGGAGCUGGGAGGUCGGAUUACGUUGCCAUGGCUAGUGCUUGGGGACUUCAAUGAAAUUAUGUUGUCAACGGAGUGUAGGGGCGGGCGCUUCUCGAUAGCAAGGGCUUCACAGUUUCUGGAGGUUUUGAAUGAUUGUAAUCUUCUUGACAUGGGGCCAAGGGUCUCCGUUUCACGUGGUAUCGUAACCAACGUGGGGGUCUAUUCUGAUCAUUGCCCUCUCCUACUGCGGCGGGAAGGCUCAAGGGAUAAUUCUCAUGAUCGACCCUUUCGGUUCCAAGCUGCAUGGGCCACCCAUAAAGAUUUUGAGCGAGUUGUUAGGGAGGCGUUGUGCUGGAGCACUCCGACCCUGGCUAGUGGUUUACAAGCUGUUCGUGUGGAUGCCAUCAAGUUUAAUUACGAGGUGUUCGGGAAUAUCUUUAAUAGAAAGCAGGCUCUGCAACGACGUCUCAGAGGGGUUCAAUUACAGCUCGAGGUAGGGGAGUCAGAGAGUCUGUCGCGCUUAGAAAAGGCCAUUCAAGUGGAGUUAGACGAAACUUGUCUCCAGGAGGAGUUUUUAUGGUUUCAGAAAUCUAGAGAGAAGUGGGUGAGGUUUGGGGACCGUAAUACGUCCUUCUUCCAUGCUCAAACUCUUGCGAGGAGAAGGAGGAACAAAAUACAGGGGUUGUUUCUACCGGAUGGGUCUUGGAACACGGACCCUGGGGUAUUGAAAAAUGAGGCAGUCCGGUUCUAUACAGAUCUUUUCUCGGUCAAGAGUGACCAAGAAUCCCUAGUCAUGCAUACUGGGGUUCCACCUGGCCUGGGAGUUGAGGCCCAAUCUGCCUUAACUGCCCCAGUCACGAAGGAGGAGGUUCGCCGUGCGGUGAUGAUGAAAGAUGCUUUUCGGCUCGGGUUCUCGGAAGUAUCACUAUUGGAGACUCAAAUGGUGUUAAUUCCGAAGGUGGACCAUCCGGACGGCUCAGGUGUGGGGUCAUUGGCAUUAAAGAUUGACCUUGAAAAGGCAUAUGACAGGGUCAGGUGGGAUUUCUUGGAGUCUACGCUGGUGCAGUUUGGGUUUCCCCCAGUCACUAUCCAACUCAUCAUGUGGGGGUUGAAGAAUUCGACAAUUUCACUCCUUUGGAAUGGAAGCGCCUUACCUUCCUUUGCUCUGUCUCGUGGCCUUCGGCAGGGUGACCCACUAUCUCCGUACCUGUUUGUUUUCUGCAUGGAGCGGCUCGCCCUUCGGAUAUCGGAGAUGCUCCAGGAGGCUUCAGAGGGCCAGGCUCAGUUGGUGGCGUCAAUCUUGGAGGAGUUCUCGCGUUCAUCAGGCUUGAAAGUCAAUUUGACUAAGUCCCAGUUCGUGAGCUCUAGAAGGGUUUCUCAGAGGAGGAUUGAUACAUUGGAGGGAUUGCUAGGGAUUGGGCACACAACUCGGAUCGGGAAGUACUUGGGGGUUCCCAUGACUCAGGGUCAGCCGAGGUGCGCAGAUUUCUAUGACGUGAUGGAUAAGAUCCAGAGUAGACUUGCGGCUUGGAAGUCCAAGCUUCUUAAUAAGGCGGUUUGCAAUAGGAUUGAUCAGGCUUGUCGCCGUAUGCUCUGGGCAAAGUCCGACAGUUCACGGUUUUGGUCCCCAGUGAGUUGGGAUGUUGUUACUCAACCCAUGAUGUUGGGUGGCCUGGGGGUUAGGGAGGCGCGAAGGGUGAAUGUGUCACUCCUUGGGAAGUUAAUUUGGGAUCUGCUUAUAGCUCCACAAAAGCCUUGGGUUCAUAUCCUCAACAGUACUGGGCUUUGGUGCGGAAGAGUUCCUUUUGUUCAUAUUGCCGAUACGAACAGAACGGUCGCAGACUGCUGGGUUAACGACCAUUGGGAUUUCAAUUCCUUGUAUACUGCUAUCCCGGUGGAACUGAUUCACUCGAUCCAACGGUUGACUGUCUCCAACUCCUCUUUAGGGCUGGAUCAUUAUGCUUGGCGGGGUGAUAACUCGGGGUGCUAUACAACGGCGUCUGGUUAUCGUUUCCUGUCUAUGGGUUCGUCAAUAGAAGAUGAUGAAGUUUGGAAGAAGCUCUGGAAGUUAAGGCUCCCUGAGAAGGUUAAGUUCUUCAUGUGGCAAUGCUUUCAUUCAGCCCUUCCAAUGAAUCAGGUUUGGGCCGAUAGGCGGUUGGCCGAGUCUGGGGCGUGUUCGCGUUGUUCUUGCCCUCACGAGACUAUUUUACAUGCACUUCGUGAUUGCCCGUACUCGAGGGAGGUGUUGAUGUUGGGUGGGGUCAGUGUGGGUUGGUCUUUCUCUGUAAUGGACUGUUUUCGGUGGCUGAAGGGGAUUAUUCUGCAUCCGGAUGCUAUUAAGCUCUCCAUUACCUUGUGGUGGGUCUGGCGGUUUAGGAAUAACAUGGUGUUUAACGACGAGCUUUGGACGAUCUCGGCGGUCCGUAGGAAGGUGACAUUGUCUACGGUGGAGAAUAGUGUGUACAACGCUAACAGGCGGUUAUGGGUGGAGCAAUCACGUUGGAGGCCUCCGGAGCAUCCGUGGGUCAAACUAAACACGGACGGGAGUUGGUUGAGUGAGAAUUCUGCUAUGGGGAUGGGUGGAGUCAUUCGAGAUUCGGCAGGUAUGUGGCGGGGAGGAUUCUCGCGGGGAGUGCGACAUGGUGAUGUGUUACGUGCUAAGUUGUUGGCCUUGGAGGAGGGAUUAUCAUUUUGUUGGGAUGGUGGGUUUCGAAAAGUGAGUUGCGAAUGUGAUUGCCUGGGAGUAGUUACGUUAUUUCAAGACCGGUCAAUGGAUAGGGAUCAUCUACAUAAGCACUAUGAUGUUAUUCGUUGUAUUAAGUGCAUGAUAGCUAGGGACUGGGGAGUUUACGUGAGUCAUAUCCUUAGGGAUACGAAUUCAGUAGCCCACACGUUGGCUAAUUGGGGUGUUCGGAACUUAGGUUCUAAUGUAUUUUGGAGGAGUCCUCCUGAGUUUAUCCUGUUACCGUUAGGAAGAGACUCUAUGUCUUGA